AUGAGUACGUUCCACGUGUUGCUCCAGCAACACUCGAAGAAGUUGAAGCUCGAGCGUCUCGUCAGUACUCGGACGGUCGUUGGGUGUCUACGCCAGCUACACUCCGACAUUGACGCACUGAUGGAUCAAGGGACCCCCAAGCAGCACUCCAUUCUGACAAAGCGAGCUUGGCAAACUCAGUGGGACCAAGAGGAGACGGACGUGUACAAGAAUCUGGCUGCAACUCUGGAGACCGACAUGCAAGGGAUAUUGCUCGAGCUAGGCAGCGGGGCGCGACAGGAAGACGCUCUCAAGAUGCUGAAGUAUGAGUCCGAGGAGCAUGAGCGCCACUAUGGACCGCAAAUGAUGAAAGCCUUGGAAGCUGCGCAGACCAAGUUGAUACGAUUUUCUAGUCUGGGAGUGCCGGAAGUGCCCAACUGGUUUCUGCCCGAGUACGAAGUGCAGCGUCAGUCGACGCCGUUCGCGCACGGCUCUUUUGGGGCCGUCUACCACGGCACGUGGCUGGAGUCGCAGGUUGUGAUCAAGUGCGUGGACCCGAAGACCGAGGACGACAAACGCACGUUCCGGCGCGAGGCCAGGAUCUGGCAGAAGGCGCGACACAAGCACGUUGUCAACUUCUUUGGCGCUUGUGAUCAAGGAAACCCCUGGUUCUUCGUGUGUGAGGAGGCCACCAACGGCAAUCUGAAGAACUAUCUGUAUCGACAGAAGAAGGAAGGGCGGUCGCUGGCAUGGCGCAAGCUGUACGAGGCUGCUCUGGGUCUCCACUUCUUGCACCAGCGCCACAUCAUCCAUAGCGACUUGAAGUGCAACCAGAUUUUAGUGAGCGCAGAAGGUGUGGCAAUGUUGACGGACUUCGGCUUGAGCUUCAUGUCGGCUGACUCUCGUCCGAGGAUGCCCCCGGGAGGGGCCGUCCGCUGGAAAGCUCCCGAAUGCUUGAAAAAUGCCGACCAAGUUCCUACCACGGAGUCGGAUGUUUAUUCAUUGGGUAUGUGUGUGGUGGAAGCUGUGACGGGAGAGUACCCCUGGGGGCAACAGUGUCCAGACCUUGCUGUGGUGUUCCAAGUGAAGCGCGGGCUGUUCCUCCCACGACCUAGAGCGUUUGCAGAUGACGAGCAGUGGCGGUUUGUUCAAGCUCUGUGUGCCACUGAGCCGUCGGACCGUCUCAAGAUGCCCGACGCUAUCCGACUCCUAAGGAAAUUUGCAGACCAGGAACUCAUGCAAGAACGAGCAAGCAACGAGAACCAACCUGACCCCGAAGUAUAG
Molecule: messenger RNA, 1263 nt
Organism: Phytophthora sojae
Lineage: Eukaryota; Oomycota; Peronosporomycetes; Peronosporales; Peronosporaceae
Exons: 1
Coding region: 1-1263 (420 amino acids)
Biological process (GO): protein phosphorylation
Molecular function (GO): protein kinase activity; ATP binding
Source: RefSeq, a predicted model, not a curated record